AUGGCUACGCUUCGUCUAUUAACAUUACUUGCAUUAAAUAUCUUCUGUUCAAUAGUUAUCGCACAAAAUAGACCAUGCGAACCUUGCGAUCCAAGUAAAUGUCCAUUGACCUUGGAUAAAGAAUGUCUUGCUGGAUUGACACUCGACAAAUGUGGUUGUUGUCAAGUUUGCGCUCAACGCGAGAGUGAAUUUUGCAAUCACCCAGAAAUCCCAUCAAGCAAACAAUAUGAAGCAUGUGGUGAAAAUCUUCAAUGCAAACUUCGCAUGGAUCAUCGCGGAGUAGCUCGUGAAGCUCGAUGUGAAUGUAAUGAUCAAGUUGAAAUGUGCGGUUCCGACGGUAAAACUUAUCGUAAUUACUGUCAUUUAAUGGAAUCAAGCAAGCUUGCUAAAGCUGAACAAAAACCAGCUAUUAAAGUUUUCAAACGUAAACCAUGUGAUUCAGCACCUGAAAUCACAUUACCACCCGUAAGUGUUUCAAACAAAACAGGAAGCAACGUGUUUUUGACAUGUGAAGCUGCUGGUGUCCCAUUACCCGUUGUUGAAUGGGUUUAUACAGCAACAACAGGCAAACAAGUUGUCUAUCCAACUGAUGACGAUCGCAUCUCAACAUUAGUUCGAGGUGGACCCAAUGCUCAUGUUCUUACAUCAUGGCUUCAAAUUCAAUCAUUACAACCCAUUGAUCAAGGUACAUAUACAUGUGUUGCAAGCAAUACAUUAGGUCGAGUUGAGAAAUCGUGUACUGUCAAUGUUGAAAUUGUUCGCGAUCUUUAA
Messenger RNA from Rotaria socialis, 771 nucleotides. NCBI's taxonomy places the organism in Eukaryota, Metazoa, Rotifera, Eurotatoria, Philodinida, Philodinidae. The record is from the annotation of a GenBank genome assembly.